AAUAGAAGAGGAUCUUAUAUCUCUUUUGAUCAUGAAGCUGAGUAUCUUAUCUUCUUUCAAAGGUUUCUUGCUGCCUUAUCUUUUGGUUUUUGUGCUACUCAACAGUGUAGAAGCUUUGGUAAAGCUACCGCCGAAUCUAACGGUUCCGGCUGUCAUCGCCUUUGGGGAUUCGAUCGUCGACGCUGGAAACAACAACAAUCUCCGGACUCUGGUUAAGUGCAACUUCCCCCCCUACGGCAAAGAUUUUCAUGGGGGAGUUCCAACAGGAAGGUUUUGUAAUGGAAAAAUCCCUUCGGAUUUAGUAGCUGAAGAACUGGGAAUUAAAGAAACAGUGCCGGCGUAUCUGGAUCCAACACUGACGCCCCAAGAUCUCAAAACAGGAGUAACCUUUGCUUCCGGCGGCGCUGGUUAUGAUCCUUUGACUUCCAAACUUGUGUCCGUUAUACCGUUAUCGGAGCAGUUAGAUCACUUCAGAGAAUAUAUUUGGAAGCUGAGAAGCUAUGUCGGGGAAGAGGAAACAACCUUCAUCUUGUCCAAGAGUUUGUUUCUAGUUGUAGCCGGCAGCGACGACAUCGCCAACACAUAUUUCCUUCUCCGAGUCCGGAAGUUACAAUACGAUGUUCCUUCUUACACUGAUUUAAUGGCUAACUCGGCGCUCGACUUUCUUAAGGAAUUGUAUGGUUUGGGAGCUCGAAGGAUUGGGGUGUUUAGUGCACCACCAAUCGGGUGUUUGCCAUCGCUAAGGAGUUUAGCAGCAGGGAUUGGAAUGGGAUGUGCUGAAGAUGACAACUUUGCAGCUAAAUUAUUCAACGAAAAGCUAUACGCCGUGGUGGACUCCCUUCAAGCAAACCAGUCGGACGGAAAAUUUGUGUAUAUCGACGUCUACAAUCCACUGCUUGAAAUACUCCAAAACCCUAACAAAUAUGGUUUUGAAGUUGCAAACAGAGGUUGCUGUGGGACGGGGAACGUAGAGGUGGCGGUUUUGUGCAAUCAAAUGAUUGAAUCAACGUGUGGAAAUGCCUCUGAAUAUGUGUUUUGGGAUAGUUAUCAUCCAACGGAGAAGGCAUACAGAGCCUUGGUACGCCCAUUGCUGCAGAAAUAUGUGACCAAGUUCCUCUAA
Molecule: messenger RNA, 1120 nt
Organism: Hibiscus syriacus
Lineage: Eukaryota; Viridiplantae; Streptophyta; Magnoliopsida; Malvales; Malvaceae
Product: GDSL esterase/lipase EXL3-like
Exons: 5
Coding region: 32-1120 (362 amino acids)
Biological process (GO): lipid metabolic process
Cellular component (GO): extracellular region
Molecular function (GO): lipase activity
Source: RefSeq, a predicted model, not a curated record